AUGGAGCUUCAUUGGGAUCUUGACGACCCCGACAACGCUCGUGGGACCUGGGAAAUCCGGUUAAGGGAUAUGCUGCGUCCAGGCCAAACCAGGCUAGAGCACGAUCAAGAGUGCAAAGAUGUAUGCAUUUCUCCUUAUCGCAUCGGUAGGUUAGCGGACCGUCUGAUGGCGGAGUUCGAGAAUGAGAAUAGGCGGAUGGAAGAGUUAGGACGGAAUCGAUCGCAGUUGCCUAGAUGGUGGAGACCCCUGAAAGCGUCUCGAUCGAGGGUUACUGAGGAGAUUCAAAGGCUUGCCUUGCCCCAUGAUCAGCGCAUUCGGAAGGAAUUCAGGGAGGCGCAGCGCCUGAAGGAGGAGGAGGAACAAAAGCAGAAGCAGGCAAAGAAGAGAGAGGAAGAUCGGAAGCGGGCAGAGAGGAGAGAGGCGAGGGAGGAGAAGAAGAGGCACGAGGAGGAGCAGAAGAAGAGGGCCGAGGAAGAGCAAAUGGAGGAGGAAGAUACAGCAGCCGAGAAGAAGCAGCAAGAGGAAAACAGCCAGGAAGGGGAGGAUUCGAGCGGCCGAAAUGGUCGCUCUUCAUUCCCGCCUGAAGAUAUCUCACGGAAGCGAAAGCGAUCCGCAUCCUUCUCCUCCUCCUCUCCCACCCCUUCCAAGCGUAGACGCACAUCUGCAUCUCCUGAAGCGGUUGCAGCAUCCCAUUCGGCUCCAGAGGACCCAGUUCGUGAGACCCCUUCAGCAAAGCGUAAACGGUCUGCAUCUCCGCCUUCCCCUGAUGCACCGUCCAAGCGUACCCGCAAAUCGGUCUCUUCUGAACCCGUCGCUGUAUCACCAUCCGGAGCCCCAGAAGACCCAGUCCCUAAAGCCGCUUCGCCGAAGCGGAAGCGCGCGGAAGCGUCAGAUUCAUCCAGCUCGAAACGGGCACGCACUUUCAGCCCCUCUCCUGUGUCAGAGAAACCCAUGUCUCCGAAGCCCAGCCGGGGAGCUUCGCCAAAACCAGCUUCCGAGGCCACUAAGGCCGCUACGCCAGAGCCUACAACUGGAGAAGUUUCUCCGCCGCUCAGUGCGAGGAGGGAAACCGGGUCACAGCAGCGUCUGCGAUCAUCAAUCAAACCAUCAUCAUCGAGAAGGAAAAAGGUACACUUCACUCCAGAACUUGAGGCUGCGCCAGAAAUGGACCGUCCGAGGCUGAAGUCUUUGCCUGAGGCUUCCCAGUUCGUCCAGGACACGGUGGAGGUUGAGGAAGACGAGGUGGUAGGAGAGUCUGUAGAGACUGACGAAGAGGAUGCGGAAGAGAUUGCCUCUGCGUCUGAGGAAGAGGAAGCGGAAGCUGAUGCGACCGACCAUCCGUCAUCAUCGGAGACAGACUCGGUCCUUGGCGAUGAAGAUGAUGCCUCCCUUUUUGGGGACGAUGAUGACGACUCGCUCUUUGGGGAUGGCGAAUAG
Molecule: messenger RNA, 1437 nt
Organism: Westerdykella ornata
Lineage: Eukaryota; Fungi; Ascomycota; Dothideomycetes; Pleosporales; Sporormiaceae
Exons: 1
Coding region: 1-1437 (478 amino acids)
Source: RefSeq, a predicted model, not a curated record